Colletotrichum lupini is the source of this 594-nucleotide messenger RNA. RefSeq lists its product as uncharacterized. The record is from RefSeq and is a predicted model, not a curated record. Bases 1 to 594 code for a protein of 197 amino acids. The transcript has a single exon. Lineage: Eukaryota; Fungi; Ascomycota; Sordariomycetes; Glomerellales; Glomerellaceae.
AUGGCCUUCUUGACUGGUUUGGUCCAGGAACCUAAGAGCGAAGCUGCGCGCGGCGCCAUGGUGGCUAUUGCGACAGUAGAGUCGAGGCAUGAGACAUGGUCGUUGCUGGAUAUCUGGGGGGCUAACCCAUUCUCUGGACCGAGCGAUACCGUGUUCCCCUACGCCAACGAGAUUCUCGAUCUUACAAAGGCCUUUAUUAUGCCGGGAAGUUGUCCGUCAGCAAAUCCGGAGUAUCCCAGCCCGAGUCAGCACCUGCCGGCUAUGUCGGCCGCGACUAGGACGAAGUCUAUUGCUCCAGGGUCCGAAGUUUCGUUCAACUUCACCAACGCGGCUGAUCAGCCCAAAUUUGUCGAUGGAAAGAGCUAUUACGCGGUUUUCUUCCACGGCGUAGGGAACACCAGUGUAUCGGUUGAUGUAUCCGAAUGGGCAGCUGGCGAUUUCGUUAACGUGACAAUUCCAGCCGAAUUCGAAACCAAGGGAAUCAUUAUUGCGGUGCUGGCAGAUUGUCCGGGGGCUCCUGAGUUGGAUACGGUCGUGGCUGGACCUAGUAUCUUACUGCAGCAACCGGCUCCUAUCGGUUUGCUUCUGGCAUGA